AUGGAAACCGUAAGACGAACACAGGGCUGCUGGACUUGCAAGAGACGGAAAAUAGGCUGUGAUCGUGGAUAUCCAGCCUGUAACAACUGCCUUCGAACGGGCAGAGAAUGUCUGGGCUACGGGAUCCGUCUCGCCUGGCCGGAUCAGCCGGACGGCCGACGUAGAGGAAGUCGAAUUCCAGACCAAGCACUUCACAGCAGUCCACACAUCCCUCUCGACUAUGGGAAACAGUUCCUGAAUAUGACUUAUGAUGACCUCAUGCAUAGCGGGAAGGGGCUGAUGGUGCUCAACGAACUUUUACUUCUGCGCAGUCAACCGCGACCGAUCAGGAGCAUCCCGCUGCUGCCGAAAAUUCAUGAAAGAGAGUCGCAUCUUCUGAGCUAUUACCAUGAUAAACUUUCACGAAUGAUUUCGACCAUCAACGUCAAUAAUGGAUUCCGAGAUGAUUUAAUCCCCAUGGCUCUCUCUAGCGACGGAAAAGCAUCUCACGGUCUUCGGAACGCCAUAUUGGCCGUUUCCGCUUUCCACUUAUGGGGGCCUGAGCAUGCCUUCUCUUACAAAGCUGAAGCGAUCAGGUCGUUGUCGUCCUCGCUGUCAACAGAAUCAUUCGGUACUACGGAAACGCAGCUGGCGACGUCGAUGAUGCUUUGUGUGUACAAUGUGUUUGAUGAAACUGAAGGUAACUGGAGCCUGCAUUUAUAUGGGGCUCAGAAAAUCCUUCAUCAGCUGGCUAGUAUACAUGGUGGACAUCUAGCCUACAGAUUUCUCUACACUUGGUUCUUAUACCACGAAGUUCUUGGUGGCUUCAGCCAACCUCUCAAACAGUGGCCUAACGGCCCUGCAUCCCUCCGUCUUCUGCGAGACACUCGUUUUGACACCUCGAUGAUUAUUGGUUCUUUAGGAUGCUCCGUUGAAGUCAUGGAGAUCAUCAGCUGCGUGAAUAUGUGGCGCGCCAUGGAACUUCAAGGCUAUGAUGUGGCAAUGCCGGGUCAAGAAAAGCCCAACAAGGCGACUGAAUACAAAGCACUGGAGAACAGAAUAUUCGUAUUAACCCAGAGGUUGGAUCCAAGACAUGAGGAACACCUAUCACGACACGAUCGCAUCAGGACUCUAGCUACAGCCGAGCUCUACCGGAUUGCCACAUAUCUCUAUCUUCAUAGAAUUGGCAGUACUGAAACGUCUCAGGACACUAAAUCACUAUACAUACAUCAAGCCUUGCAGAUCCUCGGUAGUCUGGAAGUCUGCACAAGUCCGUGGCCCUUGUUUGUCAUCGCCUGCGAGACCGAAAACGACGACCAGCGAAUCAGCAUACUACGAACCCUAGACCGCAUGGAUGUGGAAAGACAUAUUGGAAACGUCUUCGUUUUGAGACAUAUCAUCGAAUCAUUCUGGAAACAGCAAGAUCUCCAGGCAGACUCGGGUAAAGCUGGAACCCUAAAGUGGUGGGAUACCAUUGAUCUGAACCUAAGCGCACCCUGGUUCAUCUAAAGGGAUGGUUGGGAACCGUAAACAUAGGCAACACCGUUCACACGGCCACCUGUAAUUACGGUCUUGCUUUCUUUUCCUUGAGCAACACAUAGCCAGCUCAUUUCUUCAUCUCUGUCACAUGUUUGUCCACUGUUGGGUUUACCAGAAGACUCAGCAAGUCUGGUCGGGCAUAAUGCCCAACCACGUCGAUGAACGCCUUCGGGUAAUCAAUGUCGCGCAGGUUCACAUCGGCAGUCAAGAUUCCCUCCUCGCCAUCACCUAUUGGUGAACACAAAGGCUUCCCAUCAGGUCCGAAUAUCAUUGAGAAACCACCGCCAG
Messenger RNA from Xylaria bambusicola, 1806 nucleotides. RefSeq names its product fungal-specific transcription factor domain-containing protein. The record is from RefSeq and is a predicted model, not a curated record. The transcript is spliced from 5 exons. Lineage: Eukaryota; Fungi; Ascomycota; Sordariomycetes; Xylariales; Xylariaceae. Gene Ontology annotation, molecular function: transcription cis-regulatory region binding; DNA-binding transcription factor activity, RNA polymerase II-specific; zinc ion binding. The coding region runs from base 1 to 1488 and encodes 495 amino acids. Gene Ontology annotation, cellular component: nucleus. Gene Ontology annotation, biological process: positive regulation of transcription by RNA polymerase II.